UUUAAAAAAAUUAAGCAAAAACAAUAAUAAUUCACAGAAAGUGUCCAAACGUUGUUGUAUAUUGGCACAAGGCCACUAUUUAAAAAGUUAUAAACUCAAACAAAAUACCAUUUAUAAAUCAACCAAAAAGAAAAUCGAUUUCUGAAAACGCAAAUUUGUGCAAAAACAAUCAACUAAAAAGAAUCUUUGUAAAUCAGGCGAACAACAGCACCAACAAACAAAGCAAAAACGAUCACUGUGUUCUAAAUAUCAAAACAAAAGUAACCUUUUGUUUUAUUUGAGAAACAAAAAAAAAAAACUCGUAUCAAUUAUUUAAACAUCAAAAACUGUACAAAUUUUGAAUCGUAUUCUGAAGUUUUAACAUACAAUUUAAUUUAAUUUAUUGCCAAAAUUAUUUAAAGAUUACAGUUAGUGGAUAUUUAUUUAUUUAAGCGAUUUAGAUAGUGUUAAAAAGUUAAUUUUCAUUGUUACGGGAUAUACAAAAGUGAUCAUUUUCAACACAUACGGGCACCCUUCAUAUUAGGAAGACAUCUUUUUCUGACGAAAAUGAACGCUCGCUCACAAGUCUUUGACCUUACGAUCGAGGGUCGUCAAGUUGACGAGGCUGUUGCCAGCAUUUUUCAUACGGUGCUUUUUCAUCGCUGCCAAGGAAAGUAUUUAUACACAGGCGAUGCUCAAUAUUCCAUCGGCACAAUCGGUUACACUGACGUUGAUUGUGAUUUCAUCGACUUUACCUACGUUUGCUGCACUUCGGAUGGUCUAUUGCGCUCUGUUAAACGCGCAAUUAACGUUUUCAGCGAGAAGCUGCGUUCCAAUGAAAGUUGCGGUUCGGGCCAGAUUAGUUUGGAGUUUUUCCAGAAAAGGAAAUCACGUUGGCUGUUCCAGCAGGAGUGUAUACCGUGGGAGGUGUGGACAGUCCAUUUAGAUUUAGUAAAAUACGAAAAUGAAGACGAACGGCAAAUGAGUAGAGAAAAUGUUUCAGACUUACUCACAGAGAAAGUUAUAUACAUAACUGAAUUGAUGAAUCGUUCAGACUAUGUGCCCAAGACACCGAGUCAAAGUGAGCUGGAUCUCAUUUUUGACACCUCGUAUCCCGAUGUGCAGCCAUAUCUAUUCAAAUUCGACUACUCAACUGCAGGCUCACAGACACCAUCGGUCACCAAUACUGUUAAAAAGAUCAUCAAGGAAACAUUUACGUUGUGACGUGUGGUUCUCGCGAGUGAGUGCAGCCACCGCCAACAACAAGAGCAGCAGCAGUUGCAAUUAGAACAGCUAAAAAUCGAAAAACUACAACCUGUAUGUGCUAAGGAUACGAUCGUUGUGGCGGAUGGAAAGUACUUCAGUGGCGGUACAAGUAUUAUGAUUUCUCAAGUAUGCCGAGCGCAGAAUAGCACAGCAAUCGAUGAGGACACAAAACAGCUCAAGUCCACCUAUGUAGGUGGUAAACAAAGCGAACGCAAAUCAAUUUUGGCCAUUAUGGGUGGAUUAAUUUUGCUAUUUUUGCGUCAACACAAUCGCUUGGGCUCAUUUUAGUUGCACUUAACUAAUUACACAAUACAAUAUGUAUACACAUGCAUAGAUAGUUGCUAAACUCAACUUUAUUGUUAAUUAUUUACGGCUAAAUUUACUUGCAACGUAAGUGUGUUCCACUCUGCGCAUACUAAAGCAAGGAAACCAAUGCAAAGAAGGGCUCAGUUUGUUAAAUAAAACGAAGGAGAGUUAAAGCAAAUAAAAUAGAAUAAACGAUUUUCUAGCGAAACAAAUAUUUAUUAUAAACUAACGUAAAAAAUAAUUUUGAAUUCAGAAACAUAAGCAAAUAAGCAUAAAUCGUUUAUAAAUUAAUUUAACAACAAUCGAUUUGAAUUUUUAAUAACUUUAAUUUUUCUUUUGCGGUAUUAUAUGCUAUAACAUUAGUUUAAUGAUCUCCAACGAUAAUUAACCCUCAAAUAAGUUUGCAUAGAUUGAACGCCUAUUUGUAUAUUAAGUAAAAUUAGAAUGCGGUAUAGACAAACUAAGGGCAUAUUAUAUAAUAUGUUUCUUAAUACUUGAGCUUGAGGGAAGUUCUUUCGAAUAUAAAUCUAAAUAUAUUUAUAAUUUACAGCUUUUUGUUUUCUGAAAUUUAUAUCCCAAAAAUAACGUCUAUUGUCUUUUAUUUGCUUUAUCUGUACACAUUUUGAUAAAAACAAAAAAACGUAUGCCACCACCAAGAGCUAACCAUGCAACUUUCAUUAAUUUCUUCGUUCAUUACUGUUAACGAUUUUUUACUUACUUUUUAAUAACUUUUUUACGAUUAAUAUUUAACGCAUGCAAGCAGUUGGCGGCAAAUACGUUAUUACAAUGCGUAACUGUGUCCCUGUUUUGUCAGAAGCAGGAAUGUGCAAAAUUUACAAUUUUGAGCUAACCUUUGGAUAGGCUAUGCUAUACCAAAACCCGGUAUGUACCAGGUGUACAAGGAACCCACGAACAACUUUUUUUAUCAGAAAUCCAACCGUCUGAUUUUAGGAGAGCGAAAACUUCUUACCUACCAACAUUUUCAUUUUUACUCAUUCAGAUUGCUGGCAUGAAGGAGGCGGUGUUAAUAAAAAAAAAGAAAAUGAAUUCUGAUUAAAUCUACAUUUUCAUGUGCUUUUAGUUUUUAAUCCCUUGAAAAAACUUUAAUUUUUUAUCUUGAGAGUUUUACUUUCUUGCUGGUUUGUGGCUUAGUUUGCGUUGUAUUGCCAACACGUGGAGAAAAAUUAAAAAUAAACCUAAGCCUCAAAUAUUUAAAAUUUAACUGAAGCAAAUUUGUAUGUUUUAUUUAAAAUCAAAAAUUUUAUUGGAAAUGAAAUGCUUGAAGUAAUUCAAGUGUGUUCAAAUGCGCCUACAUUGAUUUCCGUUAAUGAUGAAUCAUUCUUCUGCCAAAGUUUGGGUUCCAAAGUUGGCAUUUUAAUUAAUUCUUUUUAUACUCGCUUGCGUCUUGAAUUAACUUUACGUUUCACUAAUGAACGGCAUGCAAUAUUAUGUAUAUUUUUUAUAUUACGUUAUGCAUUACUAUGUUAUGUUACUUGAAAUUAAGGUAUAUCGUUUAAGACAUACAAAGCGUACCUUCGUUAGAAAAUUUGUAACCCUACAUUAAGGUGAAUUAAUUCAAGUUGAAUAAGAAGUUAGGCUUAUGUUUUAUUUCAUAUGAUUUUUGUGAUCUGCAAAGAUAUGAAUUUGUGCAAGUGUGUAUAGUUUUUAUUACUAAUUUCGAUGUGUCAAACGUGAUAUCUAAACGAUGUUCAACUUGCAUAACGAAGCGGUAGUUCGUAUUCCUUAAGCAAUUCGAUAACUCUAUGUAACUUGAACAUAUUUUUCUACUAUUCAGUAGUUGUAAUACGUGGGCGAAUGAGACGUUAUUUUUUUUUAAAUAAUUUUGUUAAUUUAAUAUUUUUUACUUUUUUAUAAAUCCAUAAAAUUGGAAUAUCUGUAAAAGCAAACCUCAUUAAAAAGGAAGAAGAAGAAAAGCAACAAAAAGGGAACCAUGAUAAAUAUAGCAAAUUGAAAUGCUGUAAAUUUUUUGUUGUAGCAAAUGAAUUACAUAUUAUCAACUGAACGAACUCACCUGACCCAACGUACAUACUAUGUAGUUUAUUUGUCCACACACACGUUUUUAAACAAAUAAAUAAAUAACUAUGAAACAUAGAGAUGAA
Molecule: messenger RNA, 3671 nt
Organism: Anastrepha obliqua
Lineage: Eukaryota; Metazoa; Arthropoda; Insecta; Diptera; Tephritidae
Gene: Atg101
Product: autophagy-related protein 101
Exons: 1
Coding region: 547-1203 (218 amino acids)
Biological process (GO): autophagy; autophagosome assembly
Cellular component (GO): phagophore assembly site
Source: RefSeq, a predicted model, not a curated record